Ostreobium quekettii is the source of this 1845-nucleotide messenger RNA. NCBI's taxonomy places the organism in Eukaryota, Viridiplantae, Chlorophyta, Ulvophyceae, Bryopsidales, Ostreobiaceae. The record is from the annotation of a GenBank genome assembly.
AUGUGCGGCAUACUCGCGGCCUUCGGGCUCACCGGCACGCCGGAGCAGAACAGGCGGGAGCUGCUCAAGCUCAGCAAGCUGCUGAGGCACAGGGGCCCCGACGCGAACUUCAUGUACGCCAGCGCCGCCGGCGACGCGUGUAUCUGCCACGAGCGCCUGCAGAUUGUGGACAUCUCCGAUGCCGGCAGGCAGCCGUUCAGACUGGAGACGCCGGAGGGCGCCAUUGUCUGGGCCACGAACUCCGAGAUCUAUAACCACGCGCAGAUUCGCGAGGAGCACCUGGCCGGCGUGGAUCUGCACAGCGGCUCCGACUCCGCCGUCGUGGGCCACCUGUACCGGAAGUACGGCUGCACAGACGAGAUGAUCGGCGCCCUGGACGGCAUCUUCGCGUGCGUGGUGUACAACGAGGCCACGGGCGAGUACUCCGCCUUUAGGGACCCCAUCGGCAUCUGCCCCAUGUACUGGGGCCGGGGCGACGACGGGUCGGUGUGGUUCGCUAGCGAGAUGAAGGCCAUCCAGGACAAGUGCGAGGCGCUGGAGGUGUUCCCGCCGGGGCACGUGUUCAGGAGCAGCAAAGGGAAGCUGGAGCGCUGGUAUAACCCUAGGUGGCUGGAUAUGAGCAGGAUACCCACGAAGCCCGCCUGCAUGGCCACCCUGAAGAAAGCAUUGAUCCGGUCGGUGGUGAAGCGGCUGAUGUCGGAUGCCCCUCUUGGAAUGCUCCUUUCCGGUGGACUUGAUUCUUCGCUGGUGGCCAGCAUUGCCGUGAGGCAUCUUAAGGAGUCCAACAAUGCAUACAGCAAGAGCGAGCGCCUCAACACUUUUAGCAUCGGCCUUAAAGGGGCACCCGACUUGAUGGCGGCCAGGAAAGUGGCAAACGAUCUGGGUACGAAUCAUCACGAGUUCCAUUUCACUGUGGAGGAAGGCAUCGACGCACUCAGGGACCUCAUUUGGCACAUUGAAUCCUUCGAGCAGGUGCGAGCGGCCGUUCCCAUGUACCUGCUGGCUCGCAAGAUCAAGGCCCUGGGUAUCAAGGUGGUGCUUUCUGGAGAGGGUGCUGACGAGAUCUUCGGUGGUUACCUGUACUUCCACAAGGCUCCCAGCCCAGAGGAGAUGCACAGGGAGACCGUUCGCAAGCUGUCACGCCUGUAUCUCUGGGACGUCCUGCGUGCCAACAAGGCACCCUUUGCCUGGGGCUUGGAGUCCAGGGUGCCCUUUCUGGACAAGGACUUCCUUGAGGUGGCCAUGGGCAUGGACCCGGCGGAGAAGAUGAUCGACAUGUCGUUCAAACCCGACGGGGUGCACCCCAAGAUGGAGAAGUACGUGCUGCGUAAGGCGUUCGACGACCCCGAGUGCCCUUACCUGCCCGACUCCGUGCUGUUCCGCCAGAAGGAGCAGUUCAGCGACGGCGUGGGAUACGACUGGGUGGACGGACUGAAGGACUACGCGAGCAAGGUGGUGACGGACGAGAUGUGGGCGCGCCGCAUGGAGCGCUUCCCGACGGACCCGCCUCGCACGCGCGAGUACUACGUCCUGCGCUCCCUCUUCCAGGAGCAGUUCCCCAGCAAGGCGGCCCUGCUGACGGUGCCGCGCGGCCUCAGCGUGGCCUGCUCCACCCCCGAGGCCGUGAGCUGGGACCCGGAGUGGAAGAACCUGCACGAGAUCUCUGGCAGGGCUGUUGGCGUCCACGUGGCAUCGUCGGAGUUCGACGCCAAGGCGCAGAGCAAGGAGAUCCCCAUCCCCAAAGCCAACGGCCUGGUGGGGCGCCGCCACCUGGCGCCCUCCCACCCGGAUGUCCUCUCCAGCGCGUCGCCGGCGGAGAGGGUGCUGGGCCUAAGCCCAGCCUGA